AUGCCUCGGACUAGACUCGGAAAGCGCUCCAAGCAGCGACGUGCCCUAAUCAUCGGGAUCGGUGGCAGUUCGCAGGCGAAGCUCUCCUCCCCGCAUCGAGAUGCCAAGGCGUGGAGGGACCUCAUCGUCGAGAAGUACGGCUUCGUCGAAGACGAGAUUGUUCUGAUGCUCGAUGACGCCGGGACGCCUGAGUAUCUGCAACCUACGAGGGAGAACGUGAUUAGUCAGAUCAAGAGGUUUGUAAACGGCGCAAGAUCCGGAGACAAGUUCAUGUUUUAUUACUCGGGACAUGGAAGUCAAGUUGCUACUGACACAGAGCCCGAUGGAUUUGACGAAGCUUUAUGGAUCAGUGACAAGGUCCAGCCUAUCCUCGACGAUGAACUGAGACUUCACCUCGUGGAAAGGCUUCCACGGGGAUCGUGCAUUACCGCCGUAUUCGACGCCUGCACUUCUGGGACACUUCUGGACCUCGAGCACUACGAAUGCAACAAGGUCUUCCACGAUUUCUUGACGCAGAAUCCCGGCAAGCCGUGCAAGAGUCACUCCGGAUGUUCUUCGAAGCGCCCAAGUCGCACAAGCACACGACGAGCAUCUACCAAGCCACAGCCCACAGGACCGACAGACAUGGGGGAGGAUGUAGCUGACUCCUCGGUGCCAAUGAUCAUCUGUAAAGAGCCCGAGACCAUGCCCCCUGAGCACGAGCCCAAUCGUGAGAGGGGCUCCCCCGGCCCACAACUACGCAUCCACCAGUACCAGCCGAUGAGCCGCGACAUCAUGUUCGAGGUCGCGACGACCGUCGACAAUCUCGCGGUACCUGGAUCUCCGAAGCCUGAUUAUCGCCUCGAUUCUAUCGCGGCCCGCGUCCCUCGCCGCCACUGUUCCGACACCCACCCGCUUCGCCAACGCCAGAAGGCCAAGCGCAAGCGCGCGUCGGACUCCGCGACCGGUACUCAGCCUCCUCCCAAGCGGUCGCUCACCUUCCACAGCUUCUCGGACACGGUGGGCACGCUGGCAAAGGACAAAGUUCUGCAGUUGGUCGACAGCAUCCCCGGACGGAACUUGUAUGAUCAAUAUCUCCGGCGGUGCUCGACUCUGGAGCCGGAAGUCAAGCCCGUUUUAUGCGACGGGAAGUGCCAGGAGAGGGCUGGGAAGGAGAGGGCAAAGGCGCAUGUUAUAUCGCUCACCGCAUGCAGUGAUGGCGAAAAGACCUGGGAAUCAAAGAAAUUCAUGACCAUGACCCAAGUAUGUGACGAGCCUAAGUGCUCGAUCUUCAAGCUUAUGAAGAAGGCCACGGAAGACGUCUUUCAGACCACGCGUAGACAUCGCGAGCUCAUCAAGAAAUACAAGGCGCAAGGGAAGGACAUCGGCGACCUCGAUGAUAAAGAUUCAAUACCCCAGAUCGGAAGCGCUAACCCAUUGCAUCCCAAUGAAUGCUUCAAUUUGAUGCUUUCGCCCCCCGGUUCUCCGCGUCCGAACCGCAUGCAGUCCAUUGAGGACGCUAUGGUCAUCGAUUAUGUGUCCUCGUCUUAA
Molecule: messenger RNA, 1530 nt
Organism: Epithele typhae
Lineage: Eukaryota; Fungi; Basidiomycota; Agaricomycetes; Polyporales; Epitheliaceae
Product: caspase domain-containing protein
Exons: 13
Coding region: 1-1530 (509 amino acids)
Biological process (GO): proteolysis
Molecular function (GO): cysteine-type endopeptidase activity
Source: RefSeq, a predicted model, not a curated record